Trichechus manatus latirostris (Florida manatee) is the source of this 1850-nucleotide messenger RNA. It is a transcript of the gene SIRT4, whose product is annotated as sirtuin 4. Gene Ontology annotation, molecular function: NAD+ binding; NAD-dependent protein lysine deacetylase activity. Bases 676 to 1620 code for a protein of 314 amino acids. The record is from RefSeq and is a predicted model, not a curated record. NCBI's taxonomy places the organism in Eukaryota, Metazoa, Chordata, Mammalia, Sirenia, Trichechidae. The transcript has 4 exons. Gene Ontology annotation, cellular component: mitochondrial matrix; nucleus.
UGCAUUUCUUCACAACUCAUUGUAAGAUCUUUCUUUAGAUUGUGCAACAGAUAAUUUGCCCCACUGCGAGAUCUUUGACCAGUAUCAGGGGACUUCAUUCUGCCACGGUGAGUGGAAAGGAUCAUAAACACUGCAGCUGAGGACAAGUCAAAUCUUUAGAUCCAUUAUUAAAACUAUUUUAAGAGAGAACGAAUUCCUAAAUUAGAGGUGUUUGGAUUUACUAUUUUGGACUCAGGACAUUGGUAGCAAGGCUCUGACCCACUUCUCUGUCAACGAGACGAGGAUAUAUUGGCUUGGUGUGAGCCGCAGACAUCACAGAACCAAAGUUCAAAACCUCUGAUUAGGGAGGGCAAACAGCGAGCAAGAUUGGUAAUCUGGCUCCCGCAAUUGUAAACCCAAAGGAUUGUGGGAUUUGUAGUUUUUCUUAAAUCAUUUCCGCUUCAUGAACUACAUUUCCCAAGAUGCAACUGUAGCCAGACGGCCCCGCUGUCCGGUGCGAAGUGUCCCUUUAAGAUAAGUCUGUUCUGUGAGGGCUGCAGGUUUCUGUUGUGGAAAGUAAGGCGUUCCAUUUCUCCUCGUUGCCCUUUGGUGAGACCUGCAAGAGAGAAGCGGCUUCAGUGGAGCGUGUUUGUAGCGGGGUUUCUCUAGCCUUUGGCCUCAGGAAACUCGUUAAGAAUGAGGAUGAGCUUUGGGUUGACUGUCAGGUCUGCACAAGGCCGCUGGACCCCAAACGCCAGCCGUCAGUGCUCGCAUGGAUCUGUUGGGUUAUUUGUGCCUGCAAGUUCUCCUUUGGACCCUGAGAAGGUGAAAGAGUUGCAGCGCUUCGUAACCCUUUCCAAGAGACUCCUAGUGAUCACCGGGGCAGGCAUCUCCACGGAGUCGGGGAUUCCAGACUACAGGUCAGAAAGGGUGGGACUUUAUGCCCGCACUGACCGCAGGCCCAUCCAGCACUGGGACUUUGUACGGAGCGCGGCAAUCCGCCAGCGGUACUGGGCAAGAAACUUUGUGGGCUGGCCACGGUUCUCCUCCCACCAGCCUAACCCCGCACACUGGGCUCUGAGCAACUGGGAGAGACUCGGAAAGCUGUACUGGUUGGUGACCCAAAAUGUGGAUGCCUUGCACACCAAGGCGGGGAGUCGGCGCCUGACGGAGCUCCACGGAUGCAUGCACAGGGUCCUUUGCUUGACUUGUGGUGAGCAGACUGCCCGCGGGGUGCUGCAGGGGCGUUUUGAAGUGCUGAACCCCACCUGGAGUGCUGAGGCCCAUGGCCUGGCUCCCGAUGGUGAUGUCUUUCUCACAGAUGAGGAGGUGCAAAGCUUCCAGGUCCCCUCCUGCACUCGAUGUGGAGGUCCCCUGAAACCAGAUGUCACCUUCUUUGGGGACACAGUGAAACCAGACAAAGUUGACUUUGUACACAAGAGGAUCAAAGAAGCCGACUCCCUCUUGGUGGUGGGAUCGUCCUUGCAGGUGUACUCUGGUUACAAGUUUAUCCUUACUGCCCAAGAGAAGAAGCUGCCAAUUGCAAUACUGAACAUUGGGCCCACACGGUCAGACCACUUGGCUUCUCUGAAACUGGACUCUCGCUGUGGAGAGUUGCUGCCUUUGAUAGACCCGCACUGACCACGGCCUGAUGUUCCUAAGCCAGAAACAGGGACUUCCACUUGAAUCCUGCUGCUAAAGGUAAAUGCCUUCUCAGCUGUGAGAUACCAUCUGAGAGUAGGCUACACUGACAAAAUAUACAAGGUUCUAUUCUAGCUCACAAAGAAAAAGACUAGACUUACUGGUCUGACAGAGACUGGAGAAACCCCAAGAUUAUGGCCCCUGGACACCCUUAUAGCUCAGUAAUGAAG